AUGAAAACAGGAAGAAAGACACCAUGAGGAAAUAUUUCCAAAAAAAUGAAUCAGAGUGCGAUGGGGUGAUAUUGUGCGGUGGAAUGAGUCGUGAACUCAGCGCGUCAGCCAAAGGCAGAUGGAAGAGAUCGAGGCUUUGGCUUUUCAGAGAGAGAGAGAGAGAGAGAGAGAGAGAAGGAAUACGUCUUCCAUGAGCUGAUUUUUUCCCCUUUUUUUGCUGGACAUCCCAUAUGAUGGAACGAGCGAUGGAGCAUUUGAAUGUACAGCUGAAUCGACUGACGCGCUCCCUGCGUCGCGCGAGGACUGUGGAACUCCCAGAAGACAGUGAAACAGCCGUGUACACCCUCAUGCCCAUGGUCAUGGCUGACCAACACAGGUCAGUUUCUGAAUUGCUUUUAAACUCAAAGUUUGAUGUCAACUAUGCCUUUGGACGUGUUAAAAGAAGCCUUCUACACAUUGCUGCCAACUGUGGAUCGGUAGAGUGUCUUGUCCUGCUGUUAAAGCGUGGAGCGAAUCCAAACUAUCAGGAUAUCUCCGGCUGCACACCUCUGCAUCUGGCUGCAAGAAACGGACAGAAGAAGUGUAUGGGCAGACUGUUAGAGUACAACGCUGAUGUUAAUAUCUGCAAUAAUGAAGGUCUCACUGCUAUUCAUUGGCUGGCAGUGAAUGGAAGGACAGAGCUUCUUCAUGACCUGGUGCAGCAUGUGUCUAAUGUGGACGUGGAGGACGCCAUGGGCCAGACAGCCUUACAUGUGGCCUGCCAGAAUGGACACAAGACUACAGUGCAGUGUCUUCUGGACAGUGGAGCGGACAUCAACAGGCCCAAUGUCUCUGGAGCCACUCCACUCUAUUUCGCCUGCAGUCAUGGUCAGAGGGACACCGCACAGAUACUGCUCCUUAGGGGUGCCAAGUAUUUGCCAGACAAAAAUGGGGUUACACCGCUUGACCUGUGUGUGCAGGGAGGUUAUGGUGAAACAUGUGAAAUUCUGAUCCAGCACCAUAGCAGACUGUUUCAGACACUGAUACAGAUGACCCAGAAUGAUGACAUUAAAGAGAACAUGCUAAGGCAGGUUCUAGAAUAUGUUUCACAGCAGAGUGACUCCAGCUACCAAAGGAUGUUGACCAGCUUGGCUGAGGUGGCCACCACAAACGGACAUAAACUGCUUAGUUUGUCCAGUAACUUUGAGGUCCAAACAAAGAGUCUGCUCCGAAUUGUCCGGAUCUUCUGUCAUGUGUUCUGUCUUGGGCCGUCCUCCCCAAAUAACGGGAAUGACAUGGUUUACAACGGAAACAAGACACCACGUAACCAGGUUUUUAAGCCUCUGGAGCUGUUGUGGCACUCUCUUGAUGAAUGGCUGGUCCUCAUCUCCACCGAGCUGGAUAAAGAGAGCACAGACGCAACAACCUCAUCCUCAGGAAACGACAUUGCAUCACUCUUCUUGAAAAAGCAGGAGGUCGACCCUUCUGUUUCCAGCGAAAAUCCCCCUCUGUUGCUGGAUGCCAAGUCCGUGAUGAAGACGCCGGAGGGCUACGCCGAUGGUCAGGAUGUCAUCUCUAUGAUAGCCAAUCGCCUGAGCGCUGUGAUCCAGGCCUUCUACAUGUGCUGUUCCUGUCAGAUGCCACAUGGCAUGACAUCCCCUCGAUUCAUCGAGUUUGUCUGUAAACAUGAUGAAGUGCUCAAGUGUUUUGUGACAAGGAAUCCCAAAAUAAUCUUCAACCACUUCCACUUCCUGCUGGAAUGUCCUGAACUCAUGUCUCGCUUCAUGCAUAUUAUUAAAGGACAGCCAUUUAAAGACAGGUGUGAGUGGUUUUAUGAGCAUCUUCUGGCUGGACAGCCAGACUCGGAUAUGGUGCACCGGCCAGUUAAUGAAAAUGAUAUUCUUCUUGUUCACAGAGACUCAAUAUUCCGAAGCAGCUGCGAGGUUGUGUCCAAGUCAUCCAAUGAGAAACUCAAACAAGGCAUUGCAGUGCGGUUUCACGGUGAAGAGGGAAUGGGUCAGGGGGUGGUCAGAGAGUGGUUUGACAUUCUGUCCAAUGAGAUCAUCAACCCAGACUAUGCACUGUUUACACAAUCAGCGGAUGGUACCACGUUUCAACCCAACAGUAAUUCUUCUGUAAACCCAGAUCAUCUGAACUACUUCCGAUUUGCUGGUCAAAUCCUGAGUCUGGCUCUCUAUCAUCGACAGCUGGUGAACAUCUACUUCACACGCUCCUUUUACAAGCACAUACUAGGCAUCCCAGUGAGCUAUCAGGAUGUGUCAUCCAUCGACCCAGAGUAUGCUAAAAAUCUGCAGUGGAUUCUGGACAAUGACAUCAGUGACCUUGGCCUUGAGCUCACCUUCUCUGUAGAAACAGAUGUUUUUGGAACUAUGGAAGAGGUCCCUCUCAAACCAGGAGGAACUGCCAUUCAGGUCACCCAAGACAACAAGGAGGAGUAUGUGCAGCUGGUGACGGAGCUCAGGAUGACCCGAGCGAUUCAGCCGCAGAUCAAUGCCUUCCUGCAGGGCUUUCACACUUUCAUCCCCCCCUCGCUCAUCCAGCUCUUUGAUGAAUAUGAGCUGGAACUGCUGUUGUCAGGCAUGCCUGAAAUUGAUGUGAUGGACUGGAAGAAGAACACAGAGUACACUAGUGGCUAUGACCUGCAGGAGCCUGUUAUACAGUGGUUUUGGGAAGUGGUUGAAAAUCUCACUCAAGAAGAAAGAGUCCUCCUCUUACAGUUUGUUACAGGAAGUUCAAGAGUCCCUCAUGGAGGAUUUGCUUUUCUGAUGGGCGGCAGCGGUCUGCAGAAGUUUACUGUUGCCGCUGUGCCCUACACAUCAAACCUACUGCCUACCUCUAGUACAUGUAUCAACAUGCUGAAACUCCCAGAAUACCCCAGCAAGGCUGUCCUGCGUGAUCGUUUGCUGGUUGCACUGCAUUGUGGGAGUUAUGGAUACACCAUGGCGUGACGCCGGCUUCUGCGUUUGCUGAGAAUUCUGCUCUGUGGACACACAACGCACACAUGGCUCAGUUCAGGGAUUCUACAACACUUCGAUUCAAAAGCCUUUAUAUUUCGUUUAUUUUUGGCACUAGGAAAUUUAUGACAAGGACAUCGGUGAAUAAUGACAUGAAUUAAUGAUACAUCAGGCACUGAGGCUGUUUUAUACAUGUGAAAAAGAUGUUUAGGUCACAUUUCACCGUGAAUUCAAAAUAAGGAUGUUUUUUUUUAGUUUUUCAUUGCUGUAGUACUCAUUUUUUCUGUAUCACACCAAAUGCAAAACUAUUAUAUAUAUAUAUAUUUUUUUUUUUUUUUUUUUGUAGUAUUAAUAUGAAUGUUUCUGUAUUACAACAAAUGCAGUACUAUUACUAUUUUAUAUUUUAUGCUACUUUUUUGUAUUAGUAUUAUAAUUUAUUCAAAUCCUUUACAAUUUUACUUUUAUCCAUAUAUAUAAUGUACACACACACACACACUUGACUUUUUUUUUUUUUUUUUUAAUAAAUUUCAUCAUAAAAAUAGGUUGAAUAUAUACGUUUUUUGGUGAAAUAUGACCUAGGCAUGCUCUUCCAGGUUUCUUGAGGUUCACUCUUGCAUACUUGCCAAUGACUGAAUCCAAAUGGCCUGUUACAUGCGAAAGUCAGAUUUCUUUUACAUUAUUACAUGUACUCCAGGCUGUAUUAUUUCAGUUAUCUGAUGCUGUUCAGCUCACGCCAUGCUUGAACAGCAUGUGUGUGCGGAUGCAUGUGAGACAGUGAAAUAUCUAUAGCUUUUAUCACAGCUCUCAACUGUCAACACAUUAUUGAAAAUGGUUAUUUUGAGCAGUUGUCUUUUUUGUUUUGUUUGAAUUUUUUUUUUGUUGCGUUGUUGUAUUGGUCUCUUGUGGCACACUUUCAGUUAGUGGUCUAGAAAGUUCUUUACUCUCUCAUGAUUAUCGUGUCAUAUAUAUUUUUAUGUACUCAAAUGUAUUUAGUUAUAUAUGAGGUUGUCAGCAAAGUCCAGGAAUUCUUCAUGUUAUAUCCGGUGUCUAAAUUGUUUAUGUGCCGCCAAGUUAUUCAGUAUAAAUGAUCAAAUAAUGUUAUAGGUGUGCCAAAUAUUCACACAAGCAAAUCAUACAAUUUCCUUUUGUAAAACAAGGACAUGUCAUGAAAUGAUUUUGGAAAGGGAAGUGAUAUAAUUUUAGGAAUGUGUCAUAUCUUUACUAUUGGUUGUGGUUAAAGUGAAAAUGAAGAUAUAUUUAUAAAAUUUAUUUAUUCUGAUUUAUCAUGAUUUUGGAUUUAAAUUUGUUUUUGUACUUGUAAUAACUGUACUGUAAGUAUUCUGUACAAUCUUUUGGAUAUUACAGACGGGCAUCCAAAAUAUUAAAGUAUGCUUUUUAUUAAAAAU
Messenger RNA from Carassius carassius (crucian carp), 4360 nucleotides. RefSeq names its product E3 ubiquitin-protein ligase HACE1. The coding region runs from base 231 to 2948 and encodes 905 amino acids. The transcript is spliced from 24 exons. NCBI's taxonomy places the organism in Eukaryota, Metazoa, Chordata, Actinopteri, Cypriniformes, Cyprinidae. Gene Ontology annotation, cellular component: nucleus. The record is from RefSeq and is a predicted model, not a curated record. Gene Ontology annotation, biological process: positive regulation of protein catabolic process; proteasome-mediated ubiquitin-dependent protein catabolic process; protein polyubiquitination. Gene Ontology annotation, molecular function: protein binding; ubiquitin-protein transferase activity.